UCUGAGCUGAGGUUAAUCAUGAAAUCAUCCAUGGCCAUUACGAAAAGUGCGGCAUUCCGUUUCAUGCUGCUUUUGCAUUUAUUUUUGAAAGUGAAAAUGUGUGUCGGCUUCGUCGAUGCGCUGGCCACCGGUGACAGUGACAUUAAUUACGAGGACAGUGACGAGUGGUUGCGAGACGUUAGCGGUGGCCGAUUGGCCGGGUGGGUAAAGCCGUGGCCCGUUUCAACCACCACCAGCCGGCCGGUGCCGAGCAGCUUAAUGCGGUGGGAGGAGCCGACCGGUGGCCAUGCCGGCCGGUACCGUAUGCAUCACGUACGGCACGAGCAACACUACCUGAAACAUCGGCCAAUCAAACCGGUGCCAAAUGCUGGCGAAGCGACGAUGGUGGCCCUAGACCCGGACCUGGCACAUACCGUGACCGGGUCGGAACAGCAGGAGCAAAAAUCGCGUCAUCACAACAACCAUCACACCAACCAUCACAGUCAUCAUCACAAUCCGCAUCAUCAUCAGCAUCAUCAUGUGCAGCAUCUCGACAAACAGGACCGGAAAUCAGGUGCAUCGGAUGCUUCGGAUGAGAAAGUCAGCUUGAUGGAGCUAACCCGGCAAGAUGCGGUACACCGUACGGCUUCACAUCCCUUCGAGCGGAGGACGCUGUACGAGAAAAAAAAUUUCAACGAUGUGUGGGAUAGUUUGAGUGGAGGUAACCGCGAGGUGCAGGAUCGCCAGGUAGCCAUCAACAGGAAGCGAUCGGCAUCUGCCUUCCACUCGUUGACCUCAAACGCGCUGACCGUUGAUGCGGGUUCGAAAGGUGCUUCAGAUCGCACCACAAAGACAGCACAGCAGUUCGUCAACCCUCGCAGCAAGAACUACUUCGAGGAGCUGUUGAAUAACUACAAAAGUAGCUCUCCCUAUUACAAGGAACUGCACCAGGCGCGAAGUCCUCAAACGAAAGCGCUACCAACGGGCAAAAGAAAUCAAAGAAGUUCUGCCGAAGCGACCAAGAGUGUUUCGAAAUCGAAAGCAGCGCCAGCAGCACGGCCCGAUGAUGACCUCGACUAUCUCUACGACGACGAGACGGAUGACAGCGUGCAAAAUGAUGCUCCAUCUGGCGGCGCAAUGUCUACGAGUACGCGUGCUCCAAGUACUACAACGACGACUACCACAACAACUACGUCUACUACCACUGCCCGAAGCAUUGAAUCGUUGAGCGAUGAUUCCGACGAAUCGAGCGAUGGGGCUGCAUCCGAGGCAGACACCAGUUACAGUUCGUACUAUCAGAAAGCGUACGCAAUGCAUUCGAAUCCACGCAGGAACGGCAACAAUCGGUAUAACAGCAUCGGCACCAGGCCACAGCUAUCCGUGCCACAGCAGCAGCAACUUCAGUCGCACAGCAAGCGUCUCCACAGCGAUAGGAUUGAUCCGGCCAAACAAGUGAGCUUCCCCGGUCGGUACGAAUCACUCACCGACUACAAGCAGGCCAACUUUGGCUCCAAAGACGCCGUAGAGCGAUCGUACAGUGCGUACAACAACAUUCACAACGCACGGCGCGAAGCGAUGAACCAUCUCGAUCGAAUGCACACGGAAGGUAGAUGCCAAGUGCCGCGUCCGAAGAUUGUGCCCGCCUCAAACGAUAGGACGAAGAUCUUUACGCCCCACUGUACCAUACUGCACCGUUGCGAGGACGAUACCGGGUGCUGUAUGCCACCGCUAACUUGCGCACCUAAAUCGACGGCCGAAGUCAAGCUGUUCUUCUAUGUGAGUAAUGAUACCUCCGUGAAAAACGUAGGACCUCGACAGCAGAACACGGUAACUACACUUACCUUCACCAACCACACGGAGUGUCACUGCGUACAGUUGGAUUCGGUGCAUGGUCAGUCAGCAAACAGUAGGCCACAGAUACAGAACUCCUUGGAGCAGACUAGUGCGGAAGGAAGUGGAGGCUCCAGUGGUGGUGCUACUGGCAGGAUCAGCAACAGCUGCACAUGUCCGCGCCAUUAUAAAUCGGUCUUUGACAACGAGUCACAGUGCUAUUGUGACUGUCUGUCGAGUGACCGAGACUGCAUUCGGUUUAAGGAGGGCGUUGAAAACUUUUCGAUGGAAACGAGAAAAUGCAUCCGGAGUAAAAAGUGUAAUGUCCCACACUGUGAGUACGGCAUGUACAACCGGCACGAGGGAAGAUGUCCGAAGAAGAGCGAUCGAAUGAACGAACAUUUCUCACAGUACCGGUGAAGAGAG
Messenger RNA from Anopheles maculipalpis, 2235 nucleotides. RefSeq lists its product as uncharacterized. The coding region runs from base 19 to 2229 and encodes 736 amino acids. NCBI's taxonomy places the organism in Eukaryota, Metazoa, Arthropoda, Insecta, Diptera, Culicidae. The transcript is spliced from 5 exons. Gene Ontology annotation, molecular function: growth factor activity. Gene Ontology annotation, biological process: hemocyte migration. The record is from RefSeq and is a predicted model, not a curated record. Gene Ontology annotation, cellular component: membrane.